AUGACUUCGGAUUCGCCGUCGAUCCCUCAGCAAUUAGCGGCGAAGCUCGCUAGGACGAGCUCCGGUCCAACCUCCACUAAAAUCGCGGCCGUGCCGGCGGCGGUGGGCGAUGAUCUGCCGUUGGAAAUCCUUCUUGAAAUUUUCUCCAGGCUGCCGGUGAAGUCUCUCCUCCGUUUCCGGUCAGUCUCCAAGCUCUGGCGUAGCCUUAUCGGCGAGACGUCUUUGGUGGGGCCUCACUUCUCCCGCUCCCUCCGCAAUGUCCUCCACCACCACUUCCUCAUCACCGCUUACAGUGUUAAAAAAUUAACGCUCACUAUCUUGUCCGGCGACACCCAUUCCGGCGGCGGCGAACCCGCCUGCCUCUUCUGCUUCUCGAACUGCCUGUUCCAGCAGGCUUCACCCGGCCGCAUAAAAGGAGUCACCUGGCAUCCCGACCAAGAAAGGUUCAUCCGUCGCGAAAAUUUCCGGUAUCUCAUUAACCCUAGCACUCGACAAAUUCUGGAAAUUCCUCUGAAUACUCUCACUCGGGAUAUCAAUCUCUGUUUAUACGCUUUAGGGUUUAGUCGAAACAGGGAGGAAUUUAAGGUGCUCAGCAUUAACAACUCGGAUGGUUAUGAAUGCCAUAUUCUCACCAUACGGAUGAGUGGUAUCGGUGAAUGGAAAAAGGUUAAUUCCCUAAUGCCAUUUAAUAUUAAGAAUGAGUUUUGCAGCAUAGGCUACCAGGACUGCGUUUGUAUUGCCGGUGUGAUGCAUUGGGUCUUAUGGAAGGUCAAAAAGAUUGCGAGUUUCAACCUGGAAACAGAGAGUUUUUCAACCAUGGAGCUCCCAGUCGAGUUACAGGCUUCCAGGGGGAGUGGAAGGCAUUUUUAUCUGCGCGAGAUUGAUGGCUGCUUAGCAGUGGUAUGCCUUGGAGGAGUUGGAGAUGUUCUCCCAUUUGCCUCCUGCAGGAUAGAUCUUUGGAUAUUGAAAGAGUAUGAGAGUGGGAAUUGGGUUGGAGACAUCAUAAAUCUGCCUGUUUACUAUAUGGGAGCGUAUUUAACUGGUUCGAUCCCCUAUUCAGGCGAGAUCGUGCUGGCAACCCAGAGGCGCUCUGCAGAUUCUGCAAUUGUUCCAUUGUAUGAUAGGAUUACCAGAAGUUUUCGGGAGGUGGAAAUCCCGCUCCCUCCAUCAUUGUCUUCAUACGAUGUGAACCUCGGGGAUGCUAUGGUUUACACAGAAAGCCUCUUCUCUUUUAGGUUUCUUUGGAUUGAAAGGCAGAGUGGAUCUUGA
This is a messenger RNA of Ipomoea nil (Japanese morning glory), 1269 nucleotides long. RefSeq names its product F-box protein At1g30790-like. Gene Ontology annotation, molecular function: protein binding. The coding region runs from base 1 to 1269 and encodes 422 amino acids. The record is from RefSeq and is a predicted model, not a curated record. Lineage: Eukaryota; Viridiplantae; Streptophyta; Magnoliopsida; Solanales; Convolvulaceae. The transcript has a single exon.